GUCCUCUAAAUGUGAACCGACGCUGACUGAAUCCGCGUAAACGUUCGGUCGGACAAAGUCUUCUUAUGUGGCGGUGCGUGAUUUCGACCACACGUGGAGCGCGUCACGGCGCCGUGUGAUGGAGCUGCCCGCAAGCGGUGCAUCGUGGGGAUGAAGAAGCGAUGAAGACACCGAGGUCCCUUGCACGCGCGUCUCGGCCAAGGAUGCCAUUACAGAGAACACGUGACUUUCGCCGGCCGCGCGGAUUACUUGUUCGACCUUUCACUUCGGAAUUUUAACUUUGACCUCUGUGAAGCGGGAACUCGAGCUUGACUUCCGGGUGUCCAUGGUGUUGACCCCGGACCACCAGGGAUGGUGGAGACGCUGAGUAUCGCCGUCAUCGGGGCUCCCGGAGUGGGCAAGACUUCGAUCAUCCGCCAGUUCAUCUACAACGACUUCUCGGAGGUGUACACGCCGACCCGCUCCAGAUAUGUGUACCGACCCUCCGUCAUCCUCAACGGGAGCAUGUACGAGCUGAAGGUGCUCGACGUCCCGCCGAUCUCCUCCUUCCCGUCCAGCUCCAGUCAGGAGUGGCUGGAUUUGCGUUGCAGAGGCGUCCGCAAUGCCAACGCUUACAUCCUGGUGUACGACAUCUGCUGCGUGGAGAGUUUUGAAUACGUGAAGAUGAUCAGGCAGCAGAUCGUCGAGCACCGGGAAGGCAGCAGCAGCGAGGUGCCCAUCCUGGUGGUGGGCAACAAGAGAGACCUGCAGCGGCAGCGCUUCAUGCCCCGCAGGGCCGUGUCGGUGCUGGUCAAGAAAACGUGGAAGUGCGGCUACGUGGAGUGCUCGGCCAAGUUCAACUGGCACGUGGUCCUGCUCUUCAAGGAGCUGCUCGGCAUCGCCGUGGCGCGGGGGAUGCGGCAGAAUCACACCGCCAUCCGCCUGCAGGGGGCGCUCCAGAGGAACCGCUGCACCGUCAUGUGACCCUCUCACCUCAGCAAGGGGGGAGCAAAGGACUUCUUGAUCUAAAUGGCUGGAAUCUAAAUAAUACCCUGUGGCCUCCUGCUUUUACUGAGCUGAUUUUAGCUGCGCUUUCACGAUUCUAUACGCGGGCCGUCCAACCGCUUCCGAAUCUCACGCUGCCGUUCACUUGAGAAGAAAGGGAGGAGUCGACGUAAGACGCAACAGGCCUCGUAUCGCAUCGACACUCAGGUGUCCCGACUCCUUACAUUUUUUCCGGUGAGGGUUCCCGCGCAGCCUGAUAGGAAGGAACCCGUUUUUGAGAGACUCUUAAAAAAAAAAAAAAAGAGUGGAAGCAAUGUCGGUUGUCUUCCUUUUGAGUUUGUCUCAAUUAGUGCUGGGCGGGCGGGAGGUGACAUCCGGGGAGAUCUUGUCAAAGGCGUAGAUUAAUAUUGUUUCUCGAUUUCCGUAAGGUAGCGUACAUAUCGCCAGUGAAACGAUGACAUUUUUUCUUUCCGCGUUCGUACCGAAUUCACGAAUGGUGUUUGUUUAGGCAAAAAGGUGACGUGGAGUUGUCAUGCAGCGGAAAAAUGCUGCAGUCCCUUAUCAUGACGUACCGUAGGACGCCCGCGCCCCCCCCACCCCCCUUUUUCAUCGCACCCCUCACUCAAUGGCUGAUUUCCGCCGAAUACAUUAACGCAAAGGGCGGGAUGAGGGACCGGCGGGAGGUUGCAGAACCUUCGACGGGCGCUGCAUGCAGGUUCUGUGUAUGUGUGAAAGUCACAUGCCUGAUCGCUGACAUUCAAGCAAGCAAAAGGACAGAGAGAGGAAAUGAGAACCAGAUGCUGAACGCUUUGGCUUAGGAAGGAGCAAUAAAAUUCCACUUGACUGACGGGAGACCUCGUACUGUAUUUAAAAGCGGCCAAGUCGAACCCGUCCGCACUUAAACGAUGAUGCGGCAGCGGUCCGAAACGUCAACCCAACACCCCCCGCAAGUGUGCUCCACGCGCGCGCGAGAAUAUUAAACCUUUCCUACCGGGAUCUUGAACAGUAAACGGCAAUUAUGGGAGGUUUACAGUUUGUGAAUAUUAGAUUUGUCUGGGCUAAGAGGGAUUUCUGGACUCAUCAACUUGCAUGCUAUCGUUGGCACAAGAUCCAACAGGACGGGUUUUAAUUGCACUGAUGUGAAAAUGUGAUUAAUAUUAUUAUUUUUUUGGAGGGGGGGCUAACAGAUCUGUUGUCUGACUGUGUUGUGAGCUGCAGAGUGGAGUGAUUGUUUUACACUGGCACGUGAGAGCACAAGCUCAUGAUGUAGUGAUGACCCUUCUGUCAGGGGAAUUUGCUGUUUUCUUUGUUUAAAAAAAAAAAAAAAAUCAUGUAGCAGCAACUGCGUGUAGCAUGACUUCUUAUCAGAUUGUCUGUGUUUCCAAAUAAAAAGGG
Molecule: messenger RNA, 2379 nt
Organism: Syngnathoides biaculeatus (alligator pipefish)
Lineage: Eukaryota; Metazoa; Chordata; Actinopteri; Syngnathiformes; Syngnathidae
Gene: rasl10a
Product: RAS-like, family 10, member A
Exons: 4
Coding region: 352-963 (203 amino acids)
Molecular function (GO): GTP binding; GTPase activity
Source: RefSeq, a predicted model, not a curated record